Molecule: messenger RNA, 699 nt
Organism: Helianthus annuus (common sunflower)
Lineage: Eukaryota; Viridiplantae; Streptophyta; Magnoliopsida; Asterales; Asteraceae
Product: methionine--tRNA ligase, cytoplasmic-like
Exons: 3
Coding region: 373-699 (108 amino acids)
Molecular function (GO): tRNA binding
Source: RefSeq, a predicted model, not a curated record
UUUGCUGGGAGUCAAGCUGACCGGGCUGUGAAGGAAGAAGCUUACUGAAAAGCUGAAGAACACAAAAAUUAUAGGUGAUGGUUAUUUCUUUGCUUUAUGUACGUUUCGUUUUCUAUUUGUAUCGACUGACUUUGCAGAUAAAAGUGGGAAGAAAGAACGAGCAGCUAAAUCUGCAGGUGAAACCAAAACUAAAGGAGCUGCUGCUGUGGAAAAGGAAGUAACAAUCGACAGACUUGAUAUCCGUGUUGGGGUUAUCAAGGAAGUUCAGAAACAUCAUGAUGCUGAUUCUUUGUAUCUGGAAAAAAAUGAUGUCGGUGAAGAACCUAUAGGACUGUCGUUAGUGGUCUUCUCAAAUAUAUUCCUCUUGAAGAGAUGCAGAACCGCAAGGUUUGUGUUCUCUGCAACCUAAAGCCAGCAACCAAGAGGGGAAUUAAAUCACAAGCUAUGGUUCUUUGUGCUUCCACUAGUUAUAACGUUGAAUUUGUGGAGCCACCUGAGGGUGCUGCUGUCGGGGAGAGGGUUACCUUUCCUGGGUUUGACGGUGAGCCGGAUGAUGUUCUAAACCCUAAGAAGAAGACGCUGCAAGUGGAUCUACUACAUUCAGACAAGAAUCUUGUAGCCUGCUAUAAUGAUCUGCCAUUCACAACUUCUGCAGGUGUUUGCAAAGUUUUAUCAACAUCCGAUGGGUCAAUUCGAUGA